Molecule: messenger RNA, 1450 nt
Organism: Ixodes scapularis (black-legged tick)
Lineage: Eukaryota; Metazoa; Arthropoda; Arachnida; Ixodida; Ixodidae
Gene: Vha44
Product: V-type proton ATPase subunit C
Exons: 13
Coding region: 130-1284 (384 amino acids)
Biological process (GO): proton transmembrane transport
Cellular component (GO): vacuolar proton-transporting V-type ATPase, V1 domain; lysosomal membrane
Molecular function (GO): proton-transporting ATPase activity, rotational mechanism
Source: RefSeq, a predicted model, not a curated record
CGGCAAGCAACACUGGAAGGCUGCCGCAAACAGCAGUGGGGCAGUCACGGGAUUUGGGAAGCUGUCGUCCUGCAGUUUCAAACGGUUUCACCAAAAACCUUUCUGUCUCGCUGUCAGACGCCUUGAACCAUGACUGAGUUCUGGCUCAUCUCGGCUCCGGGCGAGAAAACCUGCCAACAGACUUAUGACAAGCUGCUCAGCGUCACAAGCAACAAGCAGAACAACCUCUCGACCUGCUACAAGUUCCACCUUCCGGACUUGAAGGUGGGCACGCUAGAUCAGUUGGUUGGCCUCUCGGAUGACUUGGGAAAGCUCGACACCUAUGUCGAAAGCAUCACUCGAAAAGUGGCCAGCUAUCUGGGGGACGUGCUUGAUGACCAGAGGGACAAACUAGCUGACAACCUCCUUGCCAAUGGCGUGGGGCUGGAGGCCUACCUGACCCGGUUUCAGUGGGACAUGGCCAAGUACCCCAUCAAGCAGUCCCUCAAGAGUAUCACUGAAAUCAUCAGCAAGCAAGUGUCUCAGAUCGAUGGAGACCUCAAGAGCAAGUCGGCUGCUUACAAUAACCUCAAGACUCAGCUCCAGUCCAUCGAACGCAAAUCCACGGGGAGCCUGCUGGUCCGUAGCCUCGCCGACCUGGUGCGCAAGGAGCACUUUGUGAUCGGGUCGGAGUACCUUACCACCCUCCUUGUCGUGGUGCCAAAGAUGCUCUACAAGGACUGGUACGCCAAGUACGAGAAGCUGGCAGACAUGGUGGUGCCAAAGUCUUCCCAGCUGGUGUACGAAGAUCAGGAGCACGGCCUGUUCACCGUAACCCUCUUCUUCAAGGUGGUGGAGGAGUUCAGGCUGCACUGCCGGGAGAACAAGUUUGUGGUACGGGAAUUUGUGUACGACGAGUCGGCGCUUUUGGCGGGCAAGAACGAAAUUGCCAAGCUGGAGAGCGACAAGAAGAAGCAACAUGGUCAGUUAAUCCGCUGGCUGAAAGUGAACUUCAGCGAAGCGUUCACUGCCUGGAUUCACGUCAAGGCGCUGCGGCUUUUCGUCGAGUCUGUCCUCAGGUACGGGCUGCCAGUGAACUUCCAAGGCAUGCUACUGCAGCCGCAGAAGAAGACCGCCAAGCGGCUCAGGGAGGUGCUCAACCAGCUGUACAGCCACCUGGACACCAGCAUUGCCGCCGGACCCAUCGACGACAUUCCUGGUCUGAACCUGGGCCAGCAGGAGUACUACCCGUACGUCUACUUCAAGAUCUGCACCGACAUGGCAGACACGCACACGCGCGUCUGAGGGGGCCUUUUCUCUUCGACACACGCGUGUCUAGUCAGGAGUUGCCCGGUGACGCGCACCAGGGCCUCGUUGUCUGUGCGGAGACAUUCCAGAUGUUUUAUUUCAAGUUGUACAGGAUAGCUCGUCUGAUCGUGGAAACCGCCCGCAAUAAAUAGGUGGGCUCCAA